Molecule: messenger RNA, 2376 nt
Organism: Carassius gibelio (silver crucian carp)
Lineage: Eukaryota; Metazoa; Chordata; Actinopteri; Cypriniformes; Cyprinidae
Exons: 2
Coding region: 1096-2361 (421 amino acids)
Molecular function (GO): catalytic activity
Source: RefSeq, a predicted model, not a curated record
UAAUGGCUUCUCCUACAAUUGUUAUUUGCACCUCUUGCCACAUGUACAGUUUAUCUAUCUCUGUCGCUGAUGAGGGAUUCACAUGUGAUAAAUGCAGGGAAACAGUUAGGCUGACAGAGAAGAUUUCAGAAUUAGAGACACGCAUCCAAACUUUAAUUGAGGACAGUAAGAAUGUUAGGGCUCUAGAUAUGGCUUUGGAUGCUUCUAGCUCAGGGAUUCCUGUACAUUGUCCGGUUCCAGCAGAGCCCCUGCAGCAGGGCAACUGGGUGACGGUGAGGCAGCGUAGUCGUGGGUCAAAACACCGCUCUUCUGUUCCGAUCAAAACAUUAAACAGGUUCUCCCCACUCAGUGAUGCACCCACUGAGAAACCUGAUGAAAGUGCUCUAGUUAUUGGCGAUUCUAUUGUACGGAACGUGAAUAUAGAGACACCAGCCACCAUAGUCAAAUGUUUACCGGGAGCCAGAGCGCCUGACAUCUUGGCAAAUUUAAAAGUGCUGGCUAAUGCUAAACGUAAAUACAGUAAGAUUGUUAUUCAUGCCGGCGCUAAUGAUGUUCGACUUCGCCAGUCGGAGAUCACUAAAAAUAACUUUAAAGAGGUGUGUGAACUUGCAAGCACGAUGUCAGACACUGUAAUAUGCUCUGGUCCCCUGCCUGCUUACCGUGGUGAUGAGAUGCAUAGCAGAUUGUCAUCACUCAAUGGCUGGAUGUCUAAGUGGUGCCCACAGAAUAACAUAGGUUAUAUAGACAAUUGGACGAGCUUUUGGGGCAGACCAGACCUGUUUAAAAGAGAUGGUCUGCAUCCCUCCUGGGGUGGCGCCACUCUUCUGUCUAGAAAUAUGGCAAAUAGUCUUAGUGUUUAUACUUGACUAACUGGGGCCCAGGUCAGGAAGCAGACAGACUGGCUAAACCGACCGUCUGCUAGCUGCCUCCCGUCACAGAGGUCAGUUAAUUCUCAGCACAUAGAGACUCUUUCACCUAGAUAUCACACUAUAGAGACUGUGUCUGUUCCACGAACUAGAAAAUACAAAAAACGUCCAAACCAAGUUAAGGUUAACAAUUUAAAUUGAGGUUCAACAAAUAAAAAACAAAUGCAAUAUGGAUAAACAAAUGAUAAAGAUUGGCUUAUUGAAUAUCAGAUCCAUUUCUACGAAAACACUUUUUGUAAAUAAUAUGAUAACUGAUCAUAAUAUAGAUGUGCUCUGCUUGACAGAAACCUGGCUAAAACCUGAUGAUUACAUUAUUUUAAAUGAGUCCACCCCCCAAGAUUAUUGUUAUAAACACGAGCCGCGUCUAAAAGGCAAAGGGGGAGGUGUUGCUUCAAUUUAUAAUAAAGUUUUCAGGAUUUCUCAGAGGGCAGGCUUCAAGUAUAACUCGUUUGAAGUAAUGGUGCUUCAUAUAACAUUAUCCAGAGAAACCAAUGUUAAUGAUAAAUCCCCUGUUAUGUUUGUACUGGCUACUGUAUACAGGCCACCAGGGCACCAUACAGACUUUAUUAAAGAGUUUGGUGAUUUUACAUCCGAGUUAGUUCUGGCUGCAGAUAAAGUCUUAAUAGUUGGUGAUUUUAAUAUCCAUGUCGAUAAUGAAAAAGAUGUAUUGGGAUCAGCAUUUAUAGACAUUCUGAACUCUAUUGGUGUUAGACAACACGUUUCAGGACCUACUCAUUGUCGAAAUCAUACUCUAGAUUUAAUACUGUCACAUGGAAUUGAUGUUGAUAGUGUUGAAAUUAUUCAGCCAAGUGAUGAUAUCUCAGAUCAUUAUUUAGUUCUGUGUAAACUUCAUAUAGCCAAAAUUGUAAAUUCUACUUCUUGUUACAAGUAUCGAAGAACCAUCACUUCUACCACAAAAGACAGCUUUUUAAGUUAUCUUCCUGAUGUAUCCGAUUUCCUUAGCAUAUCCAAAACCUCAGAACAACUUGAUGAUGUAACAGAAACUAUGGACUCUCUCUUUUCUAGCACUUUAAAUACAGUUGCUCCUUUACGCUUAAGGAAGGUUAAGGAAAACAGUUUGACACCAUGGUAUAAUGAGCAUACUCGCACCCUAAAGAGAGCAGCCCGAAAAAUGGAGCGCAGCUGGAGGAAAACAAAACUAGAGGUAUUUCGUAUUGCUUGGCGGGAAAGUAGCAUAUCCUACCGAAAAGCAUUAAAAACUGCUAGAUCUGAUUACUUUUCUUCUCUUUUAGAAGAAAACAAACAUAACCCCAGGUAUUUAUUCAAUACAGUGGCGAAAUUAACGAAAAAUAAAGCCUCAACAAGUGUUGACAUUUCCCAACACCACAGCAGUAAUAUUAGAGAUAAAAUUGCAACCAUUCAGCCGUCAGCUACAGUAUUGCAUCAGAUGCACUAUAGACCCCCUGAGGAAUAGUUUGACUCAUUCUCU